AUGCCCUCACUGAAGGACCUCAACUGCGCGAUCGAGCUAUCGGAAAGUCAACAGGCAUUGCAGGAGUUCGGUACUACGUACGGCGAUAGUUUCGUCGAAACCUUCAUUCCCGUACCCAGCAAGCCACAGACCUUCUCGAUUCACCUUACAUCCAACAAGUUCAUCGCUCCUGGCGUUGCAAUCUUUGUCUACGUCGACGGAGUUUACCAGUGCAACCGCAACAGGCAAGACUUGAAGCUUCGGAAGCCUUUAGAUAGCCGCUCUCUUGUCGAUUUUCGCGUACGUCAGAAGGAAGAGAGGCAGGAUGAUGGCUCGAUGGUUGCACGCGAGUGGGCCUUUGACAAGCUCAACAUCGCGUCAGCAGAUGAUGCGCCAGAUCUGUGUUCACCAGACGUCCUCCAAAACAUAGGAUGUAUCGAAGUCGUCGUCCUACGGUGCGCUGGAACACGAAGUGCCAAGUCUGCCUCGACGAUGAACUUUGACGGAGCAGGAGAUUACCCUAAACAUCUCUAUGACUUGGAUGACACCUCUUCUCCAUCCAAUGAAAGGUCCAUGUACGAUGAUCGGGGCUCCUUCUUCGCUCCCUUUGACAAUGGCCGCGGCCCACCACCUCCAACUUCGUCUUACCACCCACCUUACGUGGAAACCGCCCGCAGCCAGGAAGGCUCAACAUCGAGAAGCCGUCGCACCGCGCAUAGCCCUCAUGAAAUCUUCCCUCCAGCACCUAUCACUCGUCGUUCUGGACCACGCUCUAUAUAUUCUGAGGCUGUUAGUCCCCGGGCAAGGACCACGAACGAUCUUUCCUUGUCUGGUGUUCAAUAUGGCAGCGGUCCCAUCCCGCGCGACGGAGAGAUAUACAACAAUCAAUCUUCAGGUGUCAGGGCUACACAGCCCCCGCCUAUGGAUCCAAUGUGGCUGAACAAUCUUCUCGCUGCAGCAGUAAAGCAGGGGGUGGAAGAAUCGCGACAGAUGGAUAUACAGUCAGAACAUCAGACCAGAUACAAGAUACAAAAUGUUGAUGCAGAGACUACAAGUCAACCACCUGGCGGAUGGCCUGAAUCUCCUUUGGAUAUCGGUCCGUCAUCACGUCGCCCAUCUGAGCCUGCAGCUUCGUCCUCGCGCAACCACGAAAGCGCCCACGGGUCGCAGUGGGAUCAGUCUCAGGCUGAUUGGAGCGAGCGAAAAGCACGGAGUAGAGCAGGCACUCGCGUGACCUGGUUCGCGACGCCGGUAGACGAGACUACGUCUUCCAAUGCCGACAGGUGGACCUUGCGCGACAAAGCCGCGUCCGAUUCCUGGGACACUGGAGAUGCUUGGCCGGCUGACAGAGUAGCUGAGUGUGAAACUUCCAGCGAAAAGUGUAAAGCUUGGGCACCAAGCCAGCCCGGUCAACAUAGCUCAGUACGCCACUCUUCUACUUCUCCCCACUCACAAGAGCUGCGAAGCUCGGAGCACGAUUCGCAGCGGAGAGCACGUUCCAAAUCGCGGACGAGUCAUCGGCGGCGAAAGUACGAGACUGCUACAGAAGAUGAAGAACAGAUUGGAGGUUGGGAUCAUAUCAAAAGGCCUUCAGACUCCGUGGUCUCGUUGAGUAGCUCAGAUGCCACUAUCCAGCCGUCGCUUUCUCGAAGCCGGAUACACACGCCACGGCGGAGAUCCAAGAGCUUCUCUCGACGUUCCAAGUCAACACAGCGCGAAAAGCAACGGAAAUCAUCACGACGUUCCCAUCGUACACCGACUGAGGAAACAGUACAUGUGAGGCCAGCGCCUGUGCCUUCAGUGGAUGCAAGGUUGGCGCCGGUGGUCAUGAAUGCACCCAUUCCUGCUACUUCGCAUCAUGCACAAUCAAAGCCGCCUAGCACAUAUGCAGAUCCGCCAGUCCCGGUCAUGCAGCUACCAGAAUGGGCUUCUCAGGUACAUGAUGCAACGCGCAAGCCUAGUAUUGCCGCCAGUACUUUAGCACCUGCACCAUACGCAUCUUCGCUGAAGGAUUUCGUGCAGAGCACGAAGGGCAAGAUACGAGGAGGAUAUCGGUCGUCUUCUCCAUCUUCCUGGAGUAACGAUAAGAACGAUGGCGCCGUAAAUAUGUUGUGGGGUAAGGCAACCAAGAAGGAUGCUGGUUGGAGCAAGAAGAGUGAUACAGGUUGGCAUGGCAAGGGUUCUAGGGACAAUGAUAAGAAAGGCUGGUUGUCAACCGAUGAUGACACUUCCAAUGGUUGGGCGAAGGAUGAUGAUGACGAGACUAUCAAAGUUGCUGAUGGCUGGAACACGAAAGAGACCGGUUGGGGUACAACAGCAAUUCCUCCAAUCGAGAAGAAACACGGCAAGAACGACCUAGCCGAUCUGAAAUCCGCUCUAAAAUCCACCUUUGAGAAUCCAUCAGCUCCAGAAGCAGCUUGGAAGAAUCAGUCACGGGGCAUUCCGCGCAACACUGCAAAGCCUGCUACACAACAGGCCACGCCUGCGCCCUUUACCACCGUCGCAGCACAGGCACCGCCACCAUCAAAUCAGCCCCAGCGUAUGAGUAAUAAAACUCUAGCCCAAUACCGGCCAAACCACCCGUCCCUUUUCUCACCAAUUCCAAUCUCAGCUCCACAACCACAUUGGCAGUUCCCACCUCCCCCAUCGACUUCCAUCCCUGCCAACCCAGUCUCCUCAGGCAGCACUUACAUCGCCCCUGAACUCGCCCGCCUGACAAUCUCUCAACGCACCUCUAUAGCAAAGGGUAUCGAACAUGCCGUCCGACCAGGUAGAGCAACGCACUAUGGUCAUGCUGUGGGCAGACCGCAGUAUCUAGAUGGACUGGACAAACCGUAUGCGGUGUUUAGGUUCAAGUAUCGUAGCGUGAGUGUACUGAGAGGAAUGUUCGGGCGGGCGGUGGACGAUGAGAGGAUUUCCUCGUCAAAUCGGAUGGACACGAAAGACAAAGAAGAAAAAGAAGACGGAGAUAAGGAAAAGAUCAAAGCUGGGUACUCACAGGACGAAUUGAUUACCAGGAUGAUGGAGUUGGAACGGAAACUCAAGAAUGUUGGUGUUGGCGCUGUUCAGAAUAGUAGGGAACCAAGGCGUGGUGAGGUGGAGAAGAAAAAGGAACAGCGCAGAGUUAGUGCUGCGACAGAGGGGGUAGCGAAGAACUUUACGGAACAGUGGGUUGAGCGGCACUCGAAGGAUCCAACUGUAACAUCCGUCCUAUGA
This is a messenger RNA of Alternaria postmessia, 3195 nucleotides long. RefSeq lists its product as uncharacterized. NCBI's taxonomy places the organism in Eukaryota, Fungi, Ascomycota, Dothideomycetes, Pleosporales, Pleosporaceae. Bases 1 to 3195 code for a protein of 1064 amino acids. The transcript is spliced from 2 exons. The record is from RefSeq and is a predicted model, not a curated record.